Messenger RNA from Eremomyces bilateralis CBS 781.70, 822 nucleotides. RefSeq lists its product as uncharacterized. NCBI's taxonomy places the organism in Eukaryota, Fungi, Ascomycota, Dothideomycetes, Eremomycetales, Eremomycetaceae. Bases 163 to 702 code for a protein of 179 amino acids. The record is from RefSeq and is a predicted model, not a curated record. The transcript has a single exon.
GUAGAGGACGUGACACGGUCUGGAUGCGCAAGAUCUGCGAUUACCAAGUUCCAUUAAUCUAAACUGAAGAGAGAGAAGGAAGAAAUCUCCCAGCACCUCUGUACGCGAGAUAUCGACUCUUCUCUCUGCUAUCCUAACACAGCUCCUUAACCCAGCUCCUACAUGACUAUCUCCUUGAUGCCAUCCACUAGCCACAUCCCUGUGGCGUCAGCCAUACUCAAGGGCCCAGGCCACAGGCCUGGGACCAUAACAGCCGUGGCCGAAAUCUGGGAAGGUAUCCGGCGAAAAUGCAUAGUUCGGCCUGAGCGGGGGUUUCGCGCCGGCGUUCUUCGAUACUGCCGACUCGAGUCGACAAGGCUAAAGGGCGUUGCCGAAAAGGGUAAUAGGGCGAAGAACGCGAGCGCGCAAAACUCAACUCAGACCGAACUGCGCAUUUUCCCCGAAUACCUUCCUGGAUUUCGGCCACGGCUUUGCAUUUCCGACGAAUGGUAUUUUGCUCAGGGUUUUCAAAGGUUUGGACCGGGUUUGAGUAAUAUAUUCCAAUUCCGUCUGCCUAUGAGCUGCAAUGUCAAAAUGCCUGUAUGGCAUUCUCCGCCACGUCCCCAGGCUGAAUUAUUAAGAUUGGCGCGUGCUAAGUUAGUUAGGAUCAAUUUCAAAUGUUUAUCCGCGCGCGGAUACGUGGCCUGCUGGACACAAUACUAGAAAGCAGGGAUCCUUCUGCAAAGACCCUGCAAUGCAGAGAGGUUUUCUCCGUCGGAAUAUGUCGCUUACUGAUCUAUGGUUCUGCGGAAAGCCGAGCAUCGUCAUCUCCGUCGAUCAAAU